This is a messenger RNA of Prunus dulcis (almond), 669 nucleotides long. RefSeq lists its product as uncharacterized. The coding region runs from base 217 to 543 and encodes 108 amino acids. The transcript has a single exon. Lineage: Eukaryota; Viridiplantae; Streptophyta; Magnoliopsida; Rosales; Rosaceae. The record is from RefSeq and is a predicted model, not a curated record.
UCCAUUACAUGCUCUAACUAGCUAUAUAUAUCUAUCAGCAGAAAAAAGCACUUUAACAUUAACCUACUUCUCCAUCAAAGCCUGAUUUUUCUUGUGUCCAAAACUGGUUUUAAUGGUUUUGAUUUAAAACAACAAAAAGAGUUGUUCAAAUCAAAACUUAUCAUUUUGAGGAAGGUGUGGUUCCUAAUUAUUUUGUAGCAGACACAACCCAAGACCAUGGGAAAUUGUGUGGAGACAUGCACAGAGAGGCAGCAAGGAGAGGAUCAAAUGCAGCAGCAAAAGCAUGAGCAAGAAGAAAGACAAAAUGAAAUUAGGUUUGUGAAAGAGAGCAAUUUGAGCAAAGAUGGCAACGUAAGGGUGAAGAUUGUGUUGACCAAGGAAGAGCUAGAGUGGUUGAUGCUUCAGCUGAAAGAUAGAGGAGGGAAGAGCUUGGAAGAUGUUUUGGAGGAGAUCCAGAGAAGCAGAGCCAAAGUUGAGGAAGGGUGGAAGCCUUCUUUGGAGAGUAUCAUGGAGUGCCCUGAAGUAAAUGAGAUGGAUAGAUGAGUCUCAAAAUCCAAACUCUUUUUGUUUUUCUUUGUUUGCAGAGUUUAAUUUGAUGUGGGUGAUGACCCAAUUUUGUAAUUAAAAUUUCCCAAAAUAGUGAGCUCAGAUGUGGUUUGAUAUGUAAAA